UCAACAGCAGAAAGGGUUGUUACGUGCCGCGGAAGCAAUAACAAUGAAGAUUUUGAUAGUCUAUGCUAGCAUUCUGUUGCUCCAAUACGCUGCACCAGCUAGGCCCACUAAUAAUGGACUCAGCCCUACCGUUUACGCUCAGGCUAAAGCAUGGGACUUGAAUAGGGCGAUCGUAGAUGAAAUGUGGAUCAGCCGAAGGCCGUGGUUUGUCACAGCAACUAAUAGUGCCGGUGAGGUGACCCGGUGGGUCUACGAGAUAACUCCCAAUGGAAGGAAGCUACUGAGGAAAAUACGUGACGAGUCGAGGUAUCCGGUAGCCAAAGUACCAGAUCGCCCCAAUUACCCACCUGUUGCGUAUGACUAUUGGCAAACAACGCUUAGACAUUUUGAUUUCUUCAACAACGCCUUCCUCAAUCGGAUUGGACUUCCUAGUUCCGAUAACAUAUUCCACAACUUUUUUAGGCAGCAAUUUCCAAGACCACCGCCGUGUUUUUGUCCACCAUGUUUUUCACCAAGUGAAUGCCGCCCCAUUAAUGUUCCCGCAGAAGAACAACCUAAGCUCGAUGAAGGCGAUCUGGAUUAUGUUCCUGAACAGAAUCCCAUUGGCAACCCAUCCCAGCCAAGUGUUCCCCACGAAACGAAACCCAUAUGGUUCCCAGUGUCGGAUAAACCUUCCCUGCCCACAUUGGCACCCAAAGGCGACGGCAUCGACACUGCCAUCGAAGACUUCUUGGAAAAACAUCGCAUCACUGUCGCUGACAUCGAGAAUGAGGAUGGGGAGCUGGUCAAGACGAUUGUGAACAAGCAGGGACGGGUCCUGAGUGUCAGUUUCAAACUGGGCAAUGGAACAAACGAACAGCCGUUUUAGACGAUCUGAGCAUCUUUAAUUGAUAUAUAUGUCACUAAUUCUUUUGGAAAAAAUGUAUAAGUUCGCUACUCGCGGUACCUUUUUGAUUUAUUUUACAUGUAUCACUAAUUCUUUUGAAAAAAACUUAUGAAUUCGCUACUCGCGGUACCUUUUCGAUUUGUCUAACAAGCAAAUAUCUGUGUACCUGAUUGACAGCUAAACUACAAUUAGUAAGCUUAUACAAGUUAAUUUCAAAAUAAAUAAAGACUUACAAUUUCAA
This is a messenger RNA of Drosophila ficusphila, 1127 nucleotides long. RefSeq lists its product as uncharacterized. Lineage: Eukaryota; Metazoa; Arthropoda; Insecta; Diptera; Drosophilidae. Bases 44 to 868 code for a protein of 274 amino acids. The record is from RefSeq and is a predicted model, not a curated record. The transcript has 2 exons.